AUGCCGGAUCCUCAGUGCAGGCCUGAGAGAACAACGAAGUAUAGCCGCGGCAAACGUUAUUUGGAUAAUCUCGAAAUUCAUGUAUGCAAUAUUCCGUACGAUGGUCUCCCCUUUGAAGAUAAUACAUUUGAUUUCGUUCAGCAAAACCUAAGCGCGAUCGUCUAUACUCGUUCGGACUGGAGCCGAAUGUUAGCCGAGUUGAUUCGCGUCACCAAGCCAGGCGGAUAUAUUCAAUUGAUGGAAGUAGACUAUUAUAUUCAUCAUUGCAGACUCGAGCAAGAUGUAUGGCUUGAAAAAGUGUUGCGUUCUAUCGAGGAUCAUUUUCACGUCCAGCCACACAUCGCUCGUCAACUCGACACCUUACUCAAAGAAGCUGGAAUGACAGAGGUCGACGGGCGCCUAGUGUCCAUUCCAUUCGGCGCUUGGGGAUUGGACAUCGGUAUCUUAUGGCAACAAAAUGUGGAUAACGUUGUUGAGGCGAUGAAACCAUUUCUCUCCAGCUUACUUAAUAUGGAUGGGUCAACGUACAGGGACAAGUGGCGAGCCACUGUGGAUGAACUGGAGCAUGCUAAAGCAUUCCACAACGUCCACAUUUCGUGGGGUCGGAAGCCCUUCCCUCAAGAGUAG
Messenger RNA from Radiomyces spectabilis, 627 nucleotides. RefSeq lists its product as uncharacterized. Gene Ontology annotation, molecular function: S-adenosylmethionine-dependent methyltransferase activity. The transcript is spliced from 2 exons. NCBI's taxonomy places the organism in Eukaryota, Fungi, Mucoromycota, Mucoromycetes, Mucorales, Radiomycetaceae. The coding region runs from base 1 to 627 and encodes 208 amino acids. The record is from RefSeq and is a predicted model, not a curated record.